Messenger RNA from Platichthys flesus (European flounder), 1221 nucleotides. It is a transcript of the gene cops9, whose product is annotated as COP9 signalosome subunit 9. Gene Ontology annotation, biological process: negative regulation of protein neddylation. Lineage: Eukaryota; Metazoa; Chordata; Actinopteri; Pleuronectiformes; Pleuronectidae. Bases 123 to 296 code for a protein of 57 amino acids. The transcript is spliced from 3 exons. The record is from RefSeq and is a predicted model, not a curated record.
UUAGCGUUGCACCACAUUUGUUUUGUUUACGGAUGCUGGGAAGCUAACUUAGCUUAGCCACAAACUCGCAUCCACCGUGUGUUUUUAAAACGCAGCAGCUGAUUCGUUACGAUUAAAACAAAAUGAAACCUGUGGUGGACGAGAUGUUUCCCGAGGGAGCGGGUCCGUACGUGGAUCUGGACGAGGCAGGGGGCAGCAGCGGUCUGCUAAUGGACCUGGCAGCCAAUGAAAAAGCAGUUCACUCUGAUUUCUUUAAUGAUUUCGAGGAUCUUUUCGAUGACGAUGACCUGCAGUGACGACACUUCGCCUGAUCCUGUAUAUAAAGAAAAAACAUUUGUGUAGAUUUCUAAAUAAGAGCUUUCUCUUAUUUGUACAGCCCCCCCCCCCCCCCUCCUCUUCCUCCUACAUGCCAGGCACCUUCUUACAGAAAAUACAUCUUUUUUGGUUAUACAAAAAAAAGGAAAGAAAAGAGAAGAGGACAAGCUGUCACGGUGAACCAGGUGUCUACGCUGAAUUCUAAGAAUCCCACACAUUCCGGCUCCAGAGAAAAUUAUGAGUAUGGUUUUGGCGGCGUCGUGUUCGAAUCUGCUCGGGACCUGGAUUGUAGGUUUGCUGGCUCCGCCGAACACCUGUUUGCAAACUUAAUUACACACGAGAUACAGUGUUAACAUGACCAGUGAAUGUGGAGCACGAUGGGACAGGACGGGGGGCAGAAUGUGGAAAUGCUUCAAAAGAAGAGAGAAAAUGAAGGAGCACUAGUGGAGUCAAAUAUCAUUAAUAAGGGAAAAUGGAAAUGCUCUGAUUUGACCUGAAGUGAGUCCAUGUGUGACACAAUGUGAAAAUGACACCCACCAGUUAUUCCACUCAGCCGUGCUGCUGUAAUCAGCUCCUGCAGGGAUCAGCUGCAAACAGCUGCAGGAGCAUCAGUGAAGUGAGCCACUGAUGAAAGUCCCUGUCCGUCCCUGAGGUGCUGGACCAGGUCAGAGCUCUGUGCAGGUCACACACUCACCAAACUGUGAAAACACAUUUCUCUUUGCAGGCGACUUCGUGUUAAAACAUUGAGAGAGAUCUAUUCCAAAGAUGUGGCGGGGGGGGGGGAGGGGGGUUGUGGGUUGGUAGCUUUCGACUAAUCAGGUUUAAAAGACGUCUGUAAAGUCUCUGGUGUUUUGUUCUUUAACUGGCAAAUAGUUAUAUUUUAAAUUAAUGAGAAAUAAAAAAUAU